Molecule: messenger RNA, 788 nt
Organism: Theobroma cacao (cacao)
Lineage: Eukaryota; Viridiplantae; Streptophyta; Magnoliopsida; Malvales; Malvaceae
Molecular function (GO): fatty acyl-CoA hydrolase activity
Source: RefSeq, a predicted model, not a curated record
AUUUUUUCGAAAAAAAAGGCUUAACAUUGUGUCCGAGACCAAAGACAGCGAAAUGGGAAAGCUCUCCUCCUCUGUAGUUCCUGCUUCUCAGGGACCGCAAACCUUCUCUUCUUCUUCUGCUGCUGCUUCCACGACAAAAUCCCAAGACGGAUCUUCGCCGUACGCGUCUAAGGUUCUGCGUUUCUUUGAAAUCGUGGGGAUUUCCGAUCCCAACGUUGAUAAUUACAGGUCAAAAGACUUCUACUCCAAUCUACUGCGUGACCACCUCAAGACCGACACUGUCCAACGUGGCCACGUCACCUGCUUCGCCACCGUCAAACCCGCUGUCGCCAAUUAUUUUGGUGGGUUACAUGGAGGGGUAGUUCCAGCGAUAGCAGAAAGAGUGGCAAUUGCGACAGUUAGAACAGUGGUGGGUGUGGAAAAGGACAUUUUUCUCGGUGAAUUGGGCAUUUCUUAUCUCUCUGCUGCUCCCACAAAUGUAGAGUUGAUUGUUGAUGGAUCUAUAGUGAGAAGUGGAAGAAAUAUAACUGUAGUUGCAGUUGAAUUCAAAAUGAAGGAAACAGGGAAACUGGUCUAUAUUGGCCGUGCAACCUUGUAUAAUUCACCCAUUGCCAAGUUAUGAAGUGUACAUAAUAGUCCGAAUUUUACUUGUGGCUCGGUUUGAUAACCAUGCCUCGUGCCUUUUAAUAUGUAUCCCAAAAAGAUUCCGGUUCUUUUUGGGUAUUGCCAAAUGAAUAUUCUUAUGCCAUUACUACCAAAUAAUCAAGAUAAAUGUGUUACCUUUUUAA